AUGGAGAGGCUUUCCUCACUUGCUCGCUUCAAAGCGUCCUGUCCGUUCUUGGGCAGGACACAAUCCACUACUCUUCGUAGUUUGUGCACAUCGUCUUCCCCGCGCUUCCCCUCGCUCUCCAAAUUGACUGAGACGGCUACACAAUGUCCUAUCAUGGGUCCAGCUCUUGCUAUGCGUUCCACUCAAAUGGUUGCUGGAUAUGCCAGUGUCGCAGGCCAGGCUGACGUGCAGAAAAUUCAUCAUAGCAAGGGCAUCUUCCCUGGCACAGUUCUCUCUGAUGCUGACAUUGCCAAAUGCCCCCAUGCUUCGGCUGCUCGUGCUGCAGCUCGCAUGGCCGAGGACCUGGCUGCUGCUUCUACUCCUGUGGAAGCUGCCAAAGCGGCUGCCGUUGGGUGUCCCUUCCAUCAAAAGGCGUCUGCGAAUUCUUCUACCGUGGCGCCUGCCAAGGAAGAAGCUGCCGCCGAAGAUACGCCUGGUGCAUUCAGUUACGGCCAGUUCUACAAUACAGAGCUCGACAAGAAGCACAAGGACCAAUCCUACCGCUACUUUAACAACAUCAACAGGCUUGCGGCUAAAUUUCCAGUUGCUCACACUGCCAAUGUCAAGGACGAAGUGGAGGUGUGGUGCGCAAAUGACUACCUAGGCAUGGGAAAUAACCCGGUUGUCCUUGAGACUAUGCAUCGAGCACUCGAUAAGUACGGCGCUGGAGCCGGUGGUACUCGUAAUAUCGCAGGCAAUGGUGCUAUGCAUCUCGCUCUUGAGAAAGAGCUUGCUACCCUUCAUCGCAAACCGGCCGCCCUCGUCUUUUCGUCUUGUUACGUCGCUAACGACGCUACGCUCUCUACACUUGGCUCUAAGCUACCUGGUUGUGUGUUUUUCUCUGACUCGUCCAACCAUGCGUCUAUGAUUCAGGGCAUACGUCACUCUGGUGCAAAGAAGGUUAUUUUCAAACACAACGAUUUAGAAGACUUGGAGCAAAAGCUAAAAAUGUGGCCUUUGGAUACUCCGAAGGUAAUUGCCUUUGAGAGUGUAUACUCCAUGUGCGGUAGCAUUGGCCCGAUUAAGGAGAUUUGUGACCUGGCAAAGAAAUAUGGAGCCUUGACAUUCCUCGACGAAGUUCAUGCUGUCGGACUGUACGGUCCCCGCGGUGCGGGUGUAGCUGAACAUCUUGAUUACGAGGCACACAGAGCUGCUGGUCAAAACCCUGAGCCUGUUAGGGACAGCAUCAUGGAUCGUGUGGAUAUUAUCACUGGUACUUUAGGCAAGGCUUAUGGCACGGUUGGAGGGUACAUCGCUGGCUCGCACAACUUUGUCGACAUGAUUCGGUCAUACGCUCCCGGUUUUAUCUUCACUACAUCUCUCCCUCCCGCAACGGUAGCUGGCGCCCGUGCUUCUGUCAUCUACCAGAAGCAUCACGUCGGUGAUCGUGCACUUAAACAAGUCAAUGUCCGCACUGUUAAAGCUCGUCUUGCGUCUCUUGAUAUCCCGGUUGUUCCUGGUCCUUCGCAUAUUAUUCCGGUUCUCGUCGGCGAUGCUGGUCUUGCAAAGCAAGCAAGCGAUAAAUUGUUAAUGGAGCACGGUAUCUACGUACAGUCUAUCAACUACCCUACUGUUCCGGUGGGCGAGGAGCGUCUCAGAGUCACGGUGACCCCCCGCCAUACCGCAGAACAAAUGGACGGCCUCGUUGCAGCUCUCGAUAAAACUUUCAUGGACCUCAGCAUCAACCGUCUCAGUGAUUGGGUGAAGCUUGGUGGACGUGCAGGUGUGGGCAUUGGCAAAGAAAACGAGGUCGAACCUAUCUGGAGUGAUAUGCAAAUCAAGGAAGCUGGUGCUCCACGUACACUCAAAAAUGGCGAGCAGGCAUACGUGAACAGCGACGCUGUUUCAACUGUCCGAGACAGCUUCAUGGAAUUGUUAGGCCCUAUUAUGAACGUGCAGGAUGACAAGAUUGACGGCAAGGUGGAGUCCGCUUUAGUUGAUGGUGCACUGAAAUUGGCCUCAGGAGCAAUGCACAAGGUGACUUACGCACCAGAGAGGGUGGAAGUGCCUGUUGCUCCUAUGGUUGCGGUCUCUGCCUGA
Molecule: messenger RNA, 2079 nt
Organism: Serpula lacrymans var. lacrymans S7.9
Lineage: Eukaryota; Fungi; Basidiomycota; Agaricomycetes; Boletales; Serpulaceae
Exons: 3
Coding region: 1-2079 (692 amino acids)
Biological process (GO): heme biosynthetic process
Cellular component (GO): mitochondrion
Molecular function (GO): 5-aminolevulinate synthase activity; pyridoxal phosphate binding
Source: RefSeq, a predicted model, not a curated record